This is a messenger RNA of Prunus dulcis (almond), 2933 nucleotides long. RefSeq names its product calcium-dependent protein kinase 1-like. The transcript is spliced from 7 exons. Gene Ontology annotation, biological process: intracellular signal transduction; peptidyl-serine phosphorylation; protein autophosphorylation. The record is from RefSeq and is a predicted model, not a curated record. Gene Ontology annotation, molecular function: calcium/calmodulin-dependent protein kinase activity; calcium ion binding; ATP binding. Gene Ontology annotation, cellular component: nucleus; cytoplasm. Lineage: Eukaryota; Viridiplantae; Streptophyta; Magnoliopsida; Rosales; Rosaceae. Bases 894 to 2597 code for a protein of 567 amino acids.
UCACGCAUGAACACAAGCAAAUUAAACAACCCAAGAAAUCCGGGAUUUUGAGUAUUUGGACCCAACGCGUUUACUUGAUGGUCUUUCCUUGCACUCACACAGAAACCUGUCUAAAUAUAAUAAUACCGCCAGUGGAAGUAUAUAAAGACAGCCAGACAGCCUUCAUUCUCUUCCUCUCUCUCUCUGCUUCUGCGUAUUCUACUAGGCAGGCACCCUGGUAAACCAAAGGUUGAGUCUUUUCUUUCUCACCUAUGUACCCAUCAUUCGUUUCUACCCUUCAUUCUACUCAGUUGCUCUUUCUUUCGGCUCAAUUGGGUUUUCUAGUUUCGUGUUGAAUUGUUCAAAUUUGAUAGCUUUUUGUUGAUUUGUUUAUUGAUUUUAGUAUUUUUCUUUUGUCCUGUUUCUGUAGACCUUUUCUUGGUUUUGCGGUCUUAUAUGUUCAGUAACUUUAGUUUGUGAUCCACAGAUUCAAAGGUGUGUUCUUUGUUGUACAAAUUACUGAUUCAGUCGCUGAUCAAGCAAGGUUUUGACCCUCUCUGGGUUCUCUUUCUUUGGUUGUCUUGUCUCAAGUUUCAUCAUUUUUGUGUGGUUGCACUUUUGAUUUAUUUUUCCUGUUUCUUGUAUCGAAGGGAAUUCAUCUGUCAUAGAUGCCAUAUCAGAAAGUUGGUAAUAGUGAUUUCUGUAUGUUGAUUUGGUGGUAGCAAUUGUACAUCACUUGUUGGGGGGUAUAAAUCCAUGCUUUUUAUUUUACAUCUAUAAAGUCAAUCUAGAGGGAUUUGACUUCUCAAAUUUGGAGAUUGGAGAUUGGAUCUUAUGUAUUUUGUUAAGACAUUCAGUAGAGUUAGAUAUUGCUGCUGAGGAAUUGUUAAGGAAGGAAUUAAGUGUAGGUCUAAAUGGGGAAUACUUGUGUUGGACCGAGCAUUUCCAAGAAUGGAUUCUUCCAAUCGGUUUCGGCUGUAAUGUGGCCAAACCGGUCGCCAGAUGACUCAGUUCACACAAACGAAGAAACUAUCAAUGAGACAUCAACACCUAAGGAACCUGAGUCACCUAUGCCGGUACAAGACAAACCACCAGAACAAGUGACAAUACCAAAACCAGAAACCGAGCCAAAGCAAUCCGCAAAACCCAAAAAGCCACCACAGAUGAAGAGGGUCUCUAGUGCAGGACUUCGGACCGGUUCAGUGUUACAAACGAGAACUGGAAAGUUAAAGGAGUUUUACAGUUUGGGUAGGAAACUGGGACAGGGGCAAUUUGGAAUAACGUUUUUGUGUGUGGAGAAGGCGACAGGGAAAGAAUUUGCGUGCAAAUCGAUUGCAAAAAGAAAGUUAUUAAGUGAUGAUGAUGUGGAGGAUGUGAGGAGGGAAAUUCAGAUAAUGCACCAUUUGGCAGGGCACCCAAAUGUUAUAUCUAUUAAGGGUGCGUAUGAGGAUGCUGUAGCAGUUCAUGUAGUUAUGGAAUUAUGUGCAGGAGGUGAGCUCUUUGAUAGGAUUAUCCAGCGUGGGCAUUAUACAGAGAGAAAGGCAGCUGAGCUUACUAGAACUAUAGUUGGAGUUGUGGAAGCUUGCCAUUCAUUGGGGGUUAUGCAUCGAGACCUUAAGCCAGAGAAUUUUCUUUUUGUCAGUCAGGAUGAGGAUGCACUUCUCAAAACUAUUGAUUUUGGAUUAUCUAUUUUCUUGAAGCCAGGAGAAAAAUUUAGUGAUGUGGUUGGAAGCCCAUAUUAUGUUGCACCUGAAGUUUUACGAAAGCGUUAUGGUCCAGAAGCAGAUGUCUGGAGUGCUGGAGUGAUCCUUUACAUUCUGUUAAGUGGUGUACCUCCAUUUUGGGCUGAAAACGAGCAAGGAAUAUUUGAACAGGUCCUGCAUGGUGACCUUGAUUUUACAUCAGACCCGUGGCCUAGUAUUUCUGAUGGUGCCAAAGAUUUAGUGAGAAGGAUGCUUGUUCGAGACCCUAAAAGGCGAUUGACUGCACAUGAAGUUUUGUGCCAUCCCUGGGUGCAAGUUGAUGGUGUGGCUCCUGACAAGGCUCUUGAUUCUGCAGUUCUAAGUCGCUUAAAGCAAUUUUCAGCAAUGAACAAGCUCAAAAAAAUGGCUCUCAGAGUCAUUGCAGAGAGCUUAUCUGAAGAAGAAAUAGCUGGCCUCAAAGAAAUGUUCAAGAUAAUAGACGCUGACAACAGUGGUCAAAUCACUUUUGAGGAACUUAAGGCUGGAUUGAAAAGAUUUGGAGCUAAUCUCAAGGAGUCUGAAAUUUAUGAUCUAAUGCAAGCAGCAGAUGUGGAUAACAGUGGAACCAUUGAUUAUGGAGAAUUCGUAGCUGCAACAUUGCACCUAAACAAAAUUGAGAGAGAAGAUCAUCUAUUUGCAGCUUUCUCCUACUUUGACAAGGAUGGAAGUGGCUAUAUUACUCCAGAUGAGCUUCAACUAGCUUGUGAGGAGUUUGGCAUAGAGGAUGUUCGCCUUGAAGAAAUGAUACGAGAAGUUGAUCAGGACAAUGAUGGGCGCAUAGAUUACAACGAGUUUGUGGCCAUGAUGCAAAAAGGAAAUUUUGUCGGCCCGGGUAAGAAGGGCUUGCAAAGUAGCUUCAGCAUUGCCUUUAGAUAAGCAGUUACAAUUUAGUUUCAUAGAUAGCAAAAGCGUUUCCUGCUUCUUUCUUCAUUGUUUUGAGGUAUUAAGAUUGUAUAGAAAGGUGCUUAACUGCUCAUCCAAGUUGCAGCCAGACAUUACUGGUCAUCCUCGCUGAAUUUGUUGAGACUUCCACCCUGAAGGGAUUUUGCAGUUUUAAGUCGAGCCCUUUCUAUUUUGUAUACAGUGGUGAGAAAUUUUUUUAUUGUCAUAUGUAGAACUUUUUUUUUUUUUAUAAUCCAUAAUGAAUAUAUGCAUACCUUGGAUGGUUUAAAAGGCACAAUUCUGAUGGCUUGCAGGCAAGUUUGGUUUUCA